AUGCGCACGUACAUCGUGGCCGCCCAGAGGCGGCAAGGAAUCCCUUUACGGCUGGCUGCCCACUGCUCGUGUGGCGUAAUGUGCGAGGGGUCCUCCGAGAGAGUGACGGGGCUUACGUCGUUCAUUAGGGUCAGCGCUCUUGUGGCCGCUAAUUGGGCGCUGUCAGCCCGUCACGGUAGCCCCGGGCACCACUUUCGCCGGGGGUGCUGGCUAAGCAAGAAGCGAUCGGGGCACGGCGAAUCUCCUAUGACCACACCGCGCCAGGGGUCGCCGCCGCGCUGGACAGGUACAGUAGAGCGCCUUCCUGCUAUAAAGCGAGUCAAGAAGCGACCAGCAGGAUCUGCGAGAAGAAAACCGCUCUACGACCAUGGUCACGGUCACAUCGAGGACCCAGGAUAUACGCCCUUCAUCAACGAUGCGGGAGAGGUGCCUGUCCGCGUAAAAGUCAUAUCGGCCGAGUGCCACGAGGCACUCAUGCGCAUCGAGCUGCACUUCAAUGGCUCGUUCCUGGGCCUGGUGUACAGCACGGGCUACGCGCACGACCCGGACUGCGUCUACGUGAACGGCUCCGGGGGCGCCACCUAUACGCUUGACGUGCGCGCCAACCGCUGUGGAACCCUCGGUCGCAGCGACCUGCUAGUCCAGCCGGCAGCACCUUCGUCAGCAGGCGAGAAGGUCCGUGGUCACCAGCUUUGGAACUCACUAACGGUGCAGUACAACCGGCAAAUCGAGGACUCGGCUGACGAAAGGUUUCGCGUGACGUGCGAGUACGCAUUCGACUACUGGAAGACGGUCUCCUUCCCGCUGCUAAACGUCGAGGUAAACACCGGCACAGCGGUGGUGUUCACCCUGCCGCCUCCGCAGUGCAGCAUGGAGGUGCGCCUGGGCUACGGCCUCUCCGGUCCUCGGGCACAGGGACCAGUCACAGUGGGCGACCCGCUCACUCUCGUCAUCACUAUGACCAGCGUGCUGCGGGACGUCGAUAUCCUCGUGAGCAACUGCGUGGCUCACAACGGAGCCGACCAGAAGCUGCAACUCGUUGAUGUGCACGGUUGCACCUUGCAGGAGCGUCUUCUGAGUGCCUUCCGAGGUUCGCAUUCCACUCGUGCGGAAGGGGGUCAAGAGGUGGCGCUGUUUGCCUUCCUCAAGGCCUUCCGCUUCACAGGCAGCAGGGCUCUGUACGUCGAGUGCGACGUCCACAUGUGCCACAGUUCCUGCCCGGCGCAGCAGUGCUCGUGGCGCCAGCGCCGCAAGAGAUCAGCAGCUCUCGAAGGCAACGACACAGCGACGCCAUUCGAGACGCUGAACUUAUUCCAGGCCCUCGAGGUUCUCCACACGGACGCGGACGCCCAGCAAAGCCUUCCAUACUCUGAUCCCAGUGGCAGCUUGGUGUGCCUGAAGGCGACGGGCUUUGCAGCCGGAGUUGCUCUGAUAUUCUUGAUGAUGUCCCUAUGUUUUGGACUGUCGGCCUGCACAGUUAUUAAGCUCAGGGGAAAGAAGCCAACGAAAGCCGGUCCUGUUGAAGACGAUAAUCAGCCUCCCGACUACUGAGUUCUGAAUUCAAACAAAAGAAAAAUAAGCGACAAUAUCAGCAAGAGCCGUUGGGCCUAUCUGAAGCUUCCGUUAGCGACGAACAUGUCAUAGGGAGCAGUUUUCAUGUUGAAAACUUGCAUAUCCAGUCUUAUAGGGUCUCACAAACUCGACUCUCAUUAAAGCCGGAUACGAAGCAAUAGCCAACGGCGUUGUUGAGGCAACAAGUUACCAAACAGUGUAAAUAAGCUGCGCAAUUUUAAACGCCUAUAAGGGUGCUAGAGUGCAGAAUCAAGUUUAGUGUCUUCAAGUCAUUUUUAAAACUUAUUCUGCAUUGGCCUACCAGCAGAGUUUUACUAAUGUCGAGAGGAAAUAAAAUUCACGAUAGUCGUUCUCAA
Rhipicephalus microplus (southern cattle tick) is the source of this 1928-nucleotide messenger RNA. RefSeq lists its product as uncharacterized. Lineage: Eukaryota; Metazoa; Arthropoda; Arachnida; Ixodida; Ixodidae. The record is from RefSeq and is a predicted model, not a curated record.